AUGGCUAGUGAUAUCAAAGCUUGUUCCGAGCCAAUUGCCAUCAUAGGAAGCGCUUGUCGAUUCCCUGGCGAUGCUAUUUCGCCCUCUAAGCUUUGGGAACUACUGAAAGAACCUCGGGAUGUAUUGCAAGAGAUACCGGACAGCCGAUUCAAUCCUCAUGCUUUUUACCACCCAGAUGGCAGCCAUCAUGGUACAACAAAUGUUCGCCAUUCCUAUCUUUUGUCAGACGACCAUCGGCUAUUUGAUGCCCAGUUCUUUGGGACCAAGCCGGUUGAAGCGAACUCCAUCGACCCCCAGCAGCGAUUGCUGUUAGAAAUCGUCUACGAGAGCCUGGAAUCUGCUGGCAUUCCGAUGGAGCAUCUGCAAGGUUCCAAUACUGGUAUCUUCGUUGGCUUAAUGACCAACGACUAUGCGGAUCUUCUGGGUAGAGACAUUCAAAACUUUCCUACAUACUUCGCAUCAGGAACGGCACGAAGUAUUCUAUCCAAUCGCGUGUCAUAUUUCUUUGAUUGGCACGGACCAUCUAUGACAAUUGAUACGGCUUGCUCUUCCAGCCUUGUCGCUCUCCACCAAGCGGUUCAGAGCUUGCGCAAUGGUGAAUCACUUGUGGCAAUUGCAGCAGGAACAAAUCUUUUGCUGGGUCCUGAACAAUAUAUUGCCGAGAGCAAGUUGAAAAUGCUGUCUCCUUCUGGUCGUUCGCGGAUGUGGGAUAAGGAUGCGGAUGGAUACGCCCGCGGUGACGGGAUAGCUGCUGCAAUUCUGAAACCCCUUAGUGCCGCGCUGGCUGAUGGCGAUCACAUUGAGUGCAUAGUGCGAGAGACUGGCAUAAAUCAAGAUGGACGCACUAAAGGGAUUACAAUGCCCAAUCCGGCAGCUCAGGUUGAUCUCAUUAGAGCAACCUACACUAGAGCAGGACUUGACCUAUCCAAAUCCCGCGACCGGCCGCAAUAUUUUGAAGCCCAUGGAACUGGAACACCCGCCGGUGACCCAGUUGAGGCGGAAGCUAUAAGUAGAGCCUUCUUUGGAUCGAGCGUUGGCUACUCUAGGGACACGGCAGAAGAGUCACCGCUAUUUGUUGGGUCAAUAAAGACAAUAAUUGGGCAUACUGAAGGCACAGCUGGCCUUGCAGCUGUCUUGAAAGUCUCUCUUUCACUGCAGCAUGCAGUCAUACCACCGAAUCUCCUUCUCAAUGAGCUCAAUCCCGACAUAAAACCAUUCUAUGACAACCUUCAGAUUGCAAGCACGGCGAAAGAUUGGCCAGAGCUUUCAUCUGGCACGCCUCGGCGAGCAAGUGUGAAUAGCUUUGGAUUCGGUGGCGCUAAUGCCCACGCAAUCCUUGAGAGUUUCGAUCAGGAUUCCAAUAAGUCUCGCGGUUUUUCGCCGUUACUUACGCCGUUCAAUUUCUCUGCGAACUCAGAAACUUCUCUUCUGGCGUCUCUCCAAGCUUAUUCGGCAUAUCUGAAAGAGCAAAGUGACCUCAAUCUGCUUGAUCUAUCAUGGACUUUGAACUGCCGCCGGUCUACUUUGCCAGUGAGAUAUUCAGUAUCUGCAUCGACCUCGGAAGACCUGAUAACAAAGUUGGUCGAGGCCGUUCAAACGCCAUCGGAUAUUCUUCAAUCCAGUAAAACAUCCAAUAUAAAACAUCCAAAGCUUCUUGGAAUAUUCACUGGACAGGGCGCUCAAUGGGCCCGAAUGGGGGCGGAGUUGGUGACUAGCUCAUCCUUGGCUGUUGAUUGCAUUGAUAGCUUGGAUUUAGCACUACAAUCACUUCCUAGAGAGGAUCGUCCUUCCUGGUCACUGAAGAAUGAAAUUCUGAAGGAUGGAUCAUCCUCCCGUAUUGGAGAGGCUUUAUUCUCACAAUCACUCAGCACUGCUGUACAGAUUAUGCUGGUGACUUUACUCAAUGCAGCUGGCGUUUAUUUCGUCGCUGUCGUUGGCCAUUCAUCCGGUGAAAUCGCCGCGGCAUUCGCUGCAGGUUAUCUUUCGGCUGCUGAUGCUAUGAAAAUUGCGUAUUAUCGGGGGUUGUCUCUGCAAUAUUCUCGUACCAAUGUUGGUACCCGAGGAGCGAUGAUGGCUGUUGGUACAUCUUUGGAGGAUGCUCAAGAAUUGUGUGAUAUGCCGUCUCUCAAAGGAAGGAUAUGCGUUGCCGCUUGCAAUUCUUCUACCAGUGUUACACUGUCUGGUGAUGCCGAUGCAAUUGACGAGGCUAAAUUGAUAUUUGAAGACGAGAAAAAGUUUUGUCGAUUACUGAAAGUCGACAAAGCAUACCAUUCGCACCACAUGAUAUCCUGUGCAGCUCCAUACAUCGCAGCUAUGCAGAAGUGUUGUAUCACCAUACAAAAAAGACAAAACUCACGGACUGCGUGGAUUUCCUCCGUCUACAGCAAAAAUAUCGAUGAUAUCAAUGAUAGCCUGACCGAUACUUACUGGAGUAACAAUAUGGUCAACCCCGUUCUGUUUUCUCAAGCCGUCAGCUUUGCCCUUGGUGCAGCAGGCCCAUUUCACAUGGCCCUUGAAGUCGGGCCGCAUCCAGCUCUCAAAGGCCCUGCAUUGCAAAUCAUCCAAGACGUCUCUGGCGAUAUCUUGCCAUAUUCUGGAACGUUAGCCCGUGGUAAAAAUGAUAGAGAGGCAUUUGCGUCGUCUCUUGGCGCCUUAUGGGCUUCAUUGGGCGAUCAUUUAGUCGACUUUUCGAAGUUUACAACCAGAGUGACAAAUGACGAACAACAUCCAAGGCUUCUGAAGGGGAUUCCAUCUUACUCCUGGGAUCAUGAUCGCGUAUAUUGGCACGAGUCUCGCAUGUCGACCGUUUUGCGCAGUGGGCGGGAUAAAUUUCAUCAUCUUCUUGGCACAAAAUGUCCCGACAGUUCUCAAAAUGAGCUGCGUUGGCGUAAUUAUCUUCACUCGCGUGAAAUUCCAUGGCUCAGACAUCAUCAAGUCCAGGGCCAGAUAGUCUUUCCUGCGGCAGCCUAUAUUUCAAGUGCAACUCAGCUGCUUAUUGAGCAGUAUGGAUUGAGUUCUAUCCAGUUGAUUGAUUUCCAAGACCUCGUCAUUGGACAAGCAUUGGUCCUUGAAGAGAAUUUCGGAGUAGAGGUUAUAUUUAGCCUCACAAUUACGGAAACUCAGAGUAAUCUUGUAAGGGCAACUUUUAACUGUCAUUCUAAUGCUAACAAGGGAACAACAUCGAUGUCUCUCCAUGCAUCUGCGCAAGUUUCGAUUAUUUUUGGGAACUGCAACCAUGACUCACUCCCGCCACGAAUUGGCAGUCAAGAUCCAUUUCUGCAACUCGAUGAGGAGCGCUUCUAUAGCUCCGUAUCAGAGCUUGGCUUUGGCUACUCGGGUCCAUUUAGAGCGCUUUCUGGUCUCAGCAGAAAGAUGGACGAGGCUACCGGAAUGAUUGCUGUGCCUACUGAACAGGACACCGCUACCGACCCAUUGAUAAUUCAUCCUGCCACUUUAGAUGGCGCCAUCCAGUCCAUUAUGCUAGCCUAUUGUUUUCCACAGGAUGGUCGCCUACGAAGUCUCUAUCUACCAACAAAGAUUGACCGAAUUCGUAUCAAUCCUUCGAGCUGUAAAUCGUUAGCAGGACCGGGAACAUUCUUGCCCUUCUAUUCCUCUGUGGCAGAUGUUAAAUUUGCAGAACUUUCUGGUGAUGUUGACAUUUAUUCUUCAGAUGGUCGUUUUACUGUAGUUCAGUUACAGGGACUACAUACUACACCUCUGGUACCGCUCACCUCUGCCACAGACAUUCCGUUGUUUACCGAAAUGACUUGGGGCCCGGGAGAGCCCACUGGUCGUGAUGCAGAUAGUUCAGACCUUUCUUGGCUUACAGAGAAAUGUGAAGCUUCAAUUGACCUUGAACGCAUAGCAUAUUUCUAUCUGAAGAGCUUGCACUCUUCGAUCCCCUUUGCUGACCGAGAAAGGCUUAAUUGGCAUCAUCGUCACUUACUGUCCUACGCCCUUCACUGUGUCUCUCUUGUUGAAUCAGGAACCCAUCAAUUUGCACUAACCCAGUGGCAAAGCGACACAAAGUCUGAAAUACUGCGGAUCUUCGACAGGAACUCUGGAGAUGUUGACUUCCAAGCUCUGCGUCUAGUGGGCGAGAGUCUCCCGGAUAUCGUCCGCGGGGAGGUUAAUAUUCUGGAUAUCUUGAUGAAGAAUGAUAUGUUGAGUCAAUUCUAUUCAGAGACAAUCGGGAUGCAGUCCUAUCUACAUGAGAUGGCCCGAAUGGCUGGUCAAAUCAGCAAUCGUUAUCCGCAUAUCAAUGUGCUCGAGAUAGGGGCUGGUGCUGGUGAGGCGACAGAAUUUCUCAUUCGGGAGAUGGAUACUGCCUUUGCCUCGUAUACAUAUACGGAUUUUGUCGAGAAUUGGUUUGACUCUGCUCGGGAUAAGUUUAACAAAUAUGAAUCACGAAUGGCUUUCAGACAAUUGGAUAUCGAAAACGAUAUUCGUGAGCAAGGGUACGGAGAGGAGUCUUAUGACUUGGUCAUUGCCUCCCUUGCCCUCUAUGCAACAAAGAAUUUGGAGGCUACCUUGAGCAAUGUUCGUCGACUUGUUAAGCCUGGAGGCUAUUUACUCGUUCUGGAGUUGACAAAUCCCAAUGUGAUGCGGUUUGGAGUAAUUCUCGGAGGUCUCCCGGCUUGGUGGUUAGGCCAUCGAGAAGGUCGAAUGUUGUCACCGUGUGUCUCGGUUGACCGAUGGGAACAAUUGAUGGAAACAUCGGGAUUUUCGGGCGUCGAUGCACUAAUACCCCACCAUCCAGGGUUACCCAUUCCUUUCUCGGUUAUGUUGACCCAGGCAGUCGACCAUCGGAUCAGCUUCCUGCGAAAUCCCUUCGGUAUGGACCAGAAAGAACUAGAUGUUGAAUCACUGACCAUCCUUGGCGGCAAGACAGCCCUGACUUCAACAUUGGUUGCACAGAUUAAAGAGAUGGUUGGUCGUAAUUAUAAAACUAUCAAAUCUUAUAAGUGUCUUGCCGAUGUUGUCGUUGAAGAACUCCCUGUAAUGGGGACAGUUCUGAGCCUGGCUGAACUUGAUGAGCCGACCCUAAUGACGAUGACUUCUAAGACACUCAGAGCAUUUCAAGAAUUGUUCAAAAAGAGCAAGAACAUUCUAUGGGUGGGAUAUGGUGCCCAAGGAGAUAAUCCAUCUGGCAAUAUGUUCAUAGGUGUCCAACGUACCAUCGUCACUGAAAUGCGACAUCUCCGGGUUCAAUUCCUCGACUUUGAUUCACUAAUGGAGACCAAUUGCGAGACAAUCUCCAGAAGGCUGCUACACCUUGAUGUUACCGAUAAAUGGGAACAAAGUGGUCAGCUGGCUGAAAUUUUGUGGUACACCGAGCCCGAAAUCUCGAUGAAAAACGGACAGUCCUUCAUUCCUAGGCUCCGGCUCAGUUCCCAGCGAAACACUAGGUACAAUUCCUCAAAACGAUUAAUUGUCAAAAGGAUAAAUCGCAGUCGGAGCACGGCAUCUAUCUCCCGAUCAGAUAGUUACCAAGUUCUAGAGGUCGAAAAUCCAAAAUCGCUACUUUUAUCUGGUAGAACUGAGAUUCAGGUCGCCCACUCCCUUCUGCGGUCCAUCAUGGUCACUGAAACGGAUCAUUUGUUUCUCAUCGCCGGAAAGAAACCCUGCAGUAAAUCCUACGUGGUUGGUUUUGCGGAAUCUCUGGACUCGCGGCAACAUGUUCCGCCCUCAUGGGUGGUAGAUGUUGGAACUUCAGAAGCUGAGGCUAUCCGAUCGAUGAUCAGUAUUUACACCCACUUCUUGGCCGAAUCACUUGUGAAAAAUGUGCUCCCUGGAAAAAUUUUAGCAAUCUUAGAUCCUGAGUUCUCACUUUCCGCAGUUUUGACACAGUACGCGAAUCAAAGAGGGGUACAAUUGGUAUUUUUCACGACAAAGGACAGCUCUUGUUCAUCACCGUGGAUUCAUGUUCACCGUCAUUCAACACGCCGUGAAUUGUUAAAUAAGAUUCCUCCCAAUAUUGCUCGGCUGUUCAAUGUCGGCGGAGAUGAUGAAAUUUUGGCUCUACUCACUGAGCUGCUACCAGCUGACUGCCAAGUGGAUAAUGAGCAAUAUUUAACGAGAGAAGCCUCCCAAUUGUCCUCUCGGACUGAUAUUGGCCAAGUAGAGUCUCGAUUACAGGCUGCUUGGACAGCUGCGCAUAGCAAUCACUCACCAAUUAAUGUCCGACGACUCCCUACGUUAGGUUUGCAAGACUUGAUAGAAAGUCACCAAAAGCUCGUUCCACAGUCAGUCAUCUCGUGGGGCCAGUCGACUCUACCGGUUCAAGUCACUCCAGCCAGCAGACUCGUGAAGUUCGCAAAAAAUAAAACCUAUUGGCUUGUCGGUCUUACCGGAGGACUUGGUCUUUCCCUCUGUCAAUGGAUGGCACGCCAAGGUGCAAGGUAUAUUGCUCUCUCAAGUCGAAAUCCCAAGGUUGAUGAGAGCUGGAUACGACAAAUGGCUUGUGUUGGAUGCACCAUACGGAUCUUCGCAAACGUGCUCACCAAGAUAAGCGACAUCGCUGAUCGUGGCUCUGUUCACGCCACUCACCGUCAAAUUGUUGAGGAAAUGCCGCCAAUAGGAGGUGUUGCACAAGGAGCUAUGGUGUUGCAAGAUACCAUGUUUCUUGAUCUGGAUCUUCCAAGACUGAAAAACGUACUACAGCCCAAAGUUCAAGGUAGCAUUUUGCUAGAUGAAAUUUUUUCAGAUAACUCAUUGGACUUUAUGAUAUUCUUCUCGUCAAUGGCGGCUUUGACAGGUAAUCCAGGGCAAGCUGCUUACAAUGCUGCAAAUAUGUUCAUGACCAGUCUAGCAGCACGCCGGCGAAGUCGCGGCCUUCCUGGGUAUGCUAUCAAUAUUGGCGCUAUCGUGGGUAAUGGUUACGUGACACGUGAAUUGAACAUGGGUCAGCAGUCAUAUUUGUACAAGGUUGGCCAUUCUUGGAUGUCUGAACAGGAUUUCCACGAGGUCUUUGCGGAAGGAGUCCUUUCAUGUUUGGAACUGUCAAGUGGUGCGGAUCUCUGCAGUGGCCUCCGAAUUGAUGAUGAUGAUUCGAAGGAUUGGAUAUCCAAUCCGAUAUUUCAACAUUUGGUUUUCAAAUCUGCCACAUUGAUUGGAACUGAGAAAAAGAGCAAAGCAGGCGUCGCGAUCAAGUCCCAGCUGUUAGAUGCUACGUCUCAGGGUCAGGUGAUGACUAUCUUGCAAGAUUGCUUCACGGUCAAACUUCGUUCGGCAUUACAAUCAGACCCAAAUAAGGAUGUUCUCGAAAUGAGCCCGGAUGAGCUCGGUGUUGACUCCUUAGUAGCUGUCGACCUUCGUUCAUGGUUUUUAAAGGAGCUCGGCGUGGACAUUCCGGUGCUUAAAAUCUUCAAUGCAACAUCAGUACGCGAUCUUCUAGAGUUUGUUGCCAGUUCUCUCCCGGCAUCACUAGUUCCAAACUAUAAGGAUUGUGUGAAGGCGGAGCCUGAGGUUACUGACAUCCAGUCAGCCAUUCAAUCAGCAUUUGCCAGCCCACUAACAUCCACUCUCGAGACUUUACCACCUGUUGUGGCUGUAGAAGAGAAAGGAACUCUUAAAACGUUCCAUCUUGAUUACCUUCCGUCAUCCAUUGAGAAUGGAAGCGGCAGCUCAUCGACUUCGGUCAAAGCGGGAGACUCUAGCUCAGACCAAAACGAAGAGAGCUCCUCGCUCACCUCCCUUGAAGAUGACCUUGAUGUCAUUGAAAAGCGUGCGAUACAAAGAACUGCACCUAUGUCAUUUGGACAGUCUCGCUUUUGGGUCCUGAAGCUUUUUGUCCAAGAUCAAACUGCCUUCAAUGUUACUCCCACUUUUGAACUGAAAGGAAAACUGCGUGUCGGGGACUUUGCGCGAGCCGUCCAGGUUGUCGGUGAGCGUCAUGAAGCCUUAAGGACUUUCUUUUUUAUCGAUGACGACAAUCGGCCAAAGCAAGGUGUAUGGAAAUCAUCCUCAUUGCACCUCGAGCAUACCAAGGUGACCCACAAAAAUCAAGUUGAUAUUGCAUUCCAACAGAUGAGAUCACAUGUUUUUAAUAUCUCUGAUGGUGAGAUAAUGCGUGUUCAUCUUCUGUCAAUGACACCAGACCAGCACUGGAUAAUAUUUGGCUUUCAUCAUAUCAAUAUGGACGGUGUUAGCUUUGAGAUAUUUUGGUCAGAGCUCGAAGUUGCAUAUCAAGGGCACGCCUUCUUGCCCGAUACAUUACAAUAUCCUGACUUCACAAUCAGACAACUACAAGAUUAUGAGCAGGGCACAUGGGCAGCGGAUGUCACAUAUUGGCAAAAUCAGUUUCCGAUCCUUCCUUCUCCGCUUCCACUCUGCUCAUUUUCUUUGCAAAAGGCACGCCCUAGUGUUCCUAGUUACUCCUCCCACCGUGCCCAACUAAGACUUGAGCCUGGAUUUUCGAGCGAUAUCGAGAAAUGUUGUCGCAUGUUCAAAGUGACCCCAUUUCAUUUCCACCUAGCAGUGUGGCAAAUUUUCCUCCAGCGGCAGCUGGCUUUAAGUAACAUCUGCAUCGGCGUUGCAGACAGCAAUCGGACAGACGCAGACAUCCUCCACAGUCUUGGCAUGUUUUUGAAUCUUCUUCCUAUUCAAUUCUCAAUGAAUGAUUCACAUACGUUUGGGGAAGCUCUUAAGGACACACGAACCACUUCCCAACAGGCCUUCGUACACUCGAGGGUUCCAUUCGACGUGAUGCUGUCCAAACUGAAUGUCCCGCGUUCUGCCUCAUAUAACCCUAUAUUCCAGGCCUUCUAUAAUUAUCGCUCAAGGGUUGAGGAGUCACGAGAAUUUUGCGGAUGCGAAGCAAAGGGAUCGCUCUUAACUACUGGCGAAACGUCUUAUGACUUCCACCUGGAUGUUGUGAAUUUCAGCAGUGGAGAAUCCCUAAUCCACCUCCUUGUCCAAAAGAAUCUCUAUACAUUGGAUCAUGCGGAGAUUCUUCUUCAAAGUUACUAUAAUCUUCUUCGAGAAUUCACACGGAAUCCUGCUACCAAAAUUUCUUGGCCUCCGUUGUUCUCAGAAAACGAUAUUGAGCGAGGAUUGAGUCUUGGAAGAGGGCCAGAAUUGAAAAAUCCCUGGCCGCCGACUUUGGUACACCGCGUGGAUGAUAUUGUGCAAGCAUACCCUGACCGGAUAGCCCUCAAAGAGGCAUGUGGUGCUAAGCUCACUUAUUCAGAGUUCCAGCACCGAACUUCUGUGAUUGCAAAUGCACUCCAGGCUCAUGGUGUAGAUCUAAGAGCUCCCAUCGGAGUAUUUCAGUCUCCAAGCACAGAUUGGAUAUGUUCAUUAAUGGCUAUUUGGCGCCUGGGAGGAGUUUAUUUACCUUUAGACAGAAAAGUCGGACUGGGUCGGCUAGCGGCCAUUACUUCAGAAUCACAACCCGUCGUGAUUUUAGCUGAUCAUACAACACUAUCCGAUUUUCCACAUCUCAAAACACCCGCAACCCCGAUCAAUGUGAAUGACCUUGGCAUCAUGGCUGGACAUCCUGUCCCUCCCAUUCGAGCAUCAGGCGCUCAGACAGCGGUUUUUAUCUAUACUAGUGGCUCCACUGGGACUCCGAAGGGAAUUUCAAUUUCUCAUUCGUCCUAUCUUCAACAAAUACACUCGUCCAGUCAUGCCUGGAGCUUCCAAGUGGGAAAGGAAACGGUGCUCCAUCAAUCUUCCUAUGCCUGGGACAUGUCAAUGUAUCAGAUUUUGAUGUCCCUCUGUAAUGGCGGGACUUUAGUGAUUGCCACGCAGAAUGUUAGAGGAGAUUCUCUUGCCUUGACAGACCUCAUCGUGCAAGAAAAGGUGACAACAUUAUUCGCCACUCCAUCCGAAUAUCUCGCAUGGUUUCGACACGGUCGCCAUUCUUUACAACACUGUUACGUGACCACGGCAGUUUCAGGUGGAGAAAGAUUCCCGAAUGCCCUCAUCAGAGACUUUCAAUCUCUUGCGAAAUCCGAUCUGAGAUUGUUUAAUGCUUAUGGUCCCGCAGAAGUGACAAUUGCUUCCAGUUCGGCCCAGAUUCCAUACAUGCAAAUUGAUUUGAACUCAGAUUGUACGCCUCUCCGACUCUAUACUCUUCCCAAUUACUCCGUUUACAUUGUUGAUGAGAAAAUGAGCCCUGUCGCCCUUGGUGUGCCCGGUGAGGUAGUUAUUGGGGGAGCCGGUGUUGCGCAAGGCUAUCUCAUUGAUGAUAAAGGGAAAGAACGGUUCCUCCUUGAUCAACAUGCCAGCUCAUUCUUCAGGGCUCAAGGAUGGACUACUAUUCAUCCCACGGGUGACAAAGGAUACCUAGGACAAGACGGUGGUUUGGUUCUCUUGGGCCGCAUUGAGGGCGAUAAUCAGAUCAAAGUGGGAGGGAUUCGUAUCAACUUAGAAGAGAUUGAGUCGGUAAUCGUUGAUUAUUCGGGAGGUGCUAUCUCUCAGACUAUUGUCUCUGCUCGAUUUACCUCUGAAGAGCAAGAAACUGAGCCAUUCCUCGUGGCAUUCGCUGUCAUAGCCGAUACGCACAUUCACGAGAACGUGACCCAAUAUCUUCAAGGCCUUGCACGAAAUCUCCCAGUGCCCCAAUAUAUGCGCCCGUCAGUUAUCAUAGCAGUGGACUCAAUUCCUCAGAACGUCUCAGGAAAGGCUGACCGUCGGGCUAUCAAUAACAUCCCCAUCUCACCUAUCACGAUCGAGAUGACGGAUGAUCAGAGCCUGGCUCCUCUUGAAGAAACCCUGCUUCGACUUUGGAGAGAGGCCAUUCCAAAAGAACUUGUUUUGCUCCACUCAAUUUAUUUUGAUUCGGACUUUUUCCACGUCGGCGGAAGCUCAAUCUCCUUGGCUAAUUUGCAAUCAUUGAUCAAUAGUCGACUGGGCAUAUCUAUUCCCCUGUACGAACUGUUUGAAGCAAGUACCUUGCGAGAAAUGGCCCACCGUAUCCAGAAUCUGUCUUCCACGCACUCUGCAGUCUCAGUUGACUGGGGCCAAGAGCUUGAGUCCAUGCUUGCACGGCUUCCAGUGACGUCAAGAAUUGAAGGGUAUAUUGCAUCUUCCAAACCAAGGGUGGUAGUGCUUACGGGUGCAACUGGCUUCAUUGGAAAGGAAAUAUUGCAACAGCUGGUAGAGGAUGACAGGAUCAAUAUUGUGUAUUGCAUUGCGGUCAGGAAGCCUCUCGCUCAACUGCCCACCAUUUUCGCCAAUUCAAAGGUGCACGUAUUUCACGGAAAUUUGGGGUCUCCUCAAUUAGGACUAUCAGAGGCCGAUGUCGCUUCGAUCUUUUCCCACGUUGACUGCAUCAUCCAUAAUGGGGCUGAUGUUUCUUUCAUGAAAAGCUACCAGUCUCUCAAGUUGAUCAAUGUUGCUUCUACUGAGGAGCUUGUGAGGCUCGCCUUGCCGCGGAAUAUUCCGUUUCACUUCAUCUCAUCUGCCAGCGUUACCCGCUUGGCGGCCCAGACCAGCUUUGGAGAAAAGUCUCUGGCCUCCUAUGAACCACCCGCUGUCCCUAAAGAUGGCUAUACUACGGCAAAGUGGGUCUGCGAGGUUUACCUGGAGCGCACCAGCCAGCUAUUCGGGCUCCCAGUAUGCCUUCACCGACCAUCUAGUGUGACAGGAAUCGAUGCCCCUGAGCUUGACCUGAUGAGUAAUGUUGUCAAGUAUUGUCAAAAGAUUAAGAAAGUUCCAGACUCGGCAUCAUGGUCCGGUGUACUUGAUUUUAUUUCCGUGAAAUCUGCUGCCGCGCAGAUUAUCGAAUCAUUGUAUUGGCAAGACAGUGCCCUGUCGGCUCCACAGCUUAUUCGAUACCAAUAUGAAUCUGGAGAAAUACAGGUGGGGCAAAAGGAAGUCCGAUCGGUGAUGGAAUCCGGCACAGGGGAACUGUUUGAAACAGUUCCGGUGAACAGCUGGAUUGAGGAUGCUGAAGCCGCAGGCAUGAAUAGUCUGCUCGUGGUGUAUUUGCGCCAAGUAUCGGACGGGGAAAUCCUGUUGCCACGAUUGAUAAAGGACAAGAGGUCAAACAAGACCAUGGGCUGA
Molecule: messenger RNA, 12012 nt
Organism: Penicillium macrosclerotiorum
Lineage: Eukaryota; Fungi; Ascomycota; Eurotiomycetes; Eurotiales; Aspergillaceae
Exons: 7
Coding region: 1-12012 (4003 amino acids)
Biological process (GO): secondary metabolite biosynthetic process; fatty acid biosynthetic process
Molecular function (GO): fatty acid synthase activity; phosphopantetheine binding; 3-oxoacyl-[acyl-carrier-protein] synthase activity
Source: RefSeq, a predicted model, not a curated record